Messenger RNA from Staurois parvus, 649 nucleotides. Lineage: Eukaryota; Metazoa; Chordata; Amphibia; Anura; Ranidae. The record is from the annotation of a GenBank genome assembly.
AUGUGCCACUUUCAGGUCUCCUCACACACUGCUGGUGUGUUACAUUUUUUGUCAUAGGGUGCUGGCAGAUUACGGGCCUCCCAUAGCUGCUGCCAGGCCCCUAAUCUGCCAUGGGCCCCUGUACUGCCUCCUCAUGCUGCUGCCAGGUCCACAGUGUCUCAUGCCAUGUGCCACUUUCAGGUCUCCUCACACUGCUGGUGUGUUCAAUUUUUUGUCAUAGGGUGCUGGCAGAUUACGGGCCUCCCAUAGCUGCUGCCAGGCCCCUAAUCUGCCAUGGGCCCCUAUACCGCCUCCUCAUGCUGCUGCGAAGUCCAGAGUCUCUCAUUGGUCCCUGUACGGCCUCCCAUUGCUGCUGUCUCCAUCGCCACACUCUGCCAUGUGCCACUUUCAGGUCUCCUCACACUGCUGGUGUGUUCCAUUUUUUGUCAUAGGGUGCUGGCAGAUUACGGGCCUCCCAUAGCUGCUGCCAGGCCCCUAAUCUGCCAUGGGCCCCUGUACCGCCUCCUCAUGCUGCUGCCAGGUCCAGAGUCUCUCAUGGGUCCCUGUACGGCCUCCCAUUGCUGCUGUCUCCAUCGCCACACUCUGCCAUGUGCCACUUUCAGGUCUCCUCACACUGCUGGUGUGUUCCAUUUUUUGUCAUAGGGUGCUG